CGAGAGGCCUCGGACGCCGAGCUUUUCCGGGAAGGAAAUGUUGUGCGCUCGGGUGGGAGGCGUCCGCAGCCCCGCCGAGUCGGCCAUGCUCCGCCUGCGUCCCACCUCCGCGCGGACCCAGGACAUUGCCCACCUGCUGACCAGCGUCUUCCAGGACCUGUAUACGGUGGCUAUCAUAGGCCCGGAACUGGGGGCCACCCUGAUACAGUCCCGAGGGGGAGACGACCCCUUUCACGAGAAGUUCGUGGACGAAUUGCAGCAGCUCCACCGGGAUCACUGCCGGCGCCUGGUAGAGGCCGACAUGGUGGAAAGGGUCAUCGUGGAGGCCCGAGCCCGGACUGCGACCGAGGAAGAGAGGGUCCUAAGCAGGGUGAACACAGACACCGGGGAGCUGUUCAGCGGCAUCAGGCUGCCUUCAGGCUCAGUCCCCUUCAGGUGGGUGGAGGACAGUAAACUCUUGAGGAAGCACCACCUGCUUUGCCCUGAGGACUAUCUCCAGCUUCAAAAGGCCCACUUUUCUGGUGCCCCAAAAGAUGGAUUCGAUCCUGACCACAUCAGAUCCACCUGUAGUUUUGAGCAGCAUAUGGCACAGCCGCCUAGGCGCUUGGCUCGACUUCUUCAUGGCCAGAAGCGUCCAGUGGCUCAGAUGGGCAUUGAGCGGUGGCAGCUGUUUGUCCCGAAGCAGCAGCGGGCGGCCCAGAGCCCAGUCCGGUGUCCAGCCUGGAGUACAGCCCGGAACCCAGCAUGGAUGGAUCACCUGCCGCCAGCGGAGCGCGUGCGGGAGCGGAACCUCUUGGCCAGGCUGGAGAUGCGGCACAACUUCCUGCGAAACCCCAAACUCUUGCCACCCAAUACAGUCCCCGGGGGCGCGUCACUGCUUGUGCCCUCCCUGCGGGCCAGUCGGGGCCGGAGACAGAGCCGGGGCCGGGGGCAGGGGGCAGUGGCCCCGGCCGGCAGCACUGAGCCCGCUGCGCCCGUGUUCCUGCCUAACCCGCCGGCGGUGGUUUUCACUGAAUUCCAGGCUGGACAGGUCUACGAGACGAUUGUGGAGAUGCAGAACACAACGGCCUCCAGCCGCCACCUGCGCCUCAUCCCACCCAGCACACGCUUCUUCUCUCUGGGCCUGGGGCAAUUUCCCGGGGAAGGGGGCCUAGUGGCCCCUGGGAUGAGCUGUCAAUUCCCCAUCCGCUUCGCUCCCGACUCGCUGGCUGACUAUGAAGAUUUCCUGCUGGUGGAGACCCAAGCUGAGCAUUCCCUCCUGGUCCCUCUCCAAGCCAAGAGGCCCCCUCCUAUGCUAACGUGGCCUCGGCGGCUGGACUGCGGAGGCUGUCUCCUGGGCGGCGUCAAGCUGCUGAGCUUCCCGUGCACUAACUAUGGCCUCAGCCGAGGACGGUUCUGCGUCAUACGCCAAAAAGACUGGCCUCCCCCGACUUUCAAGGCUGUGGCCCAACGGGCCUUCGUGGAAGAAGCCCCAUUCGCCAUCCUGCCGGCCCUGUUCGAGCUUGGGCCCGAGGACUCGGUGGCCAUCGAGGUCCUGUUUUUCCCAACUGAACUGGGGUCGUGGGCACAAACGUUCAUCAUUGUGUGCGACAAUUGCCAGAUCUGUGAUGUCACCAUUACAGGGUCGGGGGAAUUGGCCGCGGUGGAGCUGGUGCACGUGUCUGGCGAGGAGAGCCGGCCACUGCCCGGGGAGGCCAGGGACCCGGCAGCCCAGUACUUUGUCCGCUUCGGACCCCAGAACCCACAAGUGAUGGCCGAAAAGCAGGUGCUGAUCAGAAACUGCUCGCACGUGCAGCUGCCUUUCCACUGGCGAACAACGAAGCCCAACCUUCGGCCGCACACCCCUGGAACUGCCCUGCCUCCAGCCGAAGUCCACCCAGAUCCAGGGUCGGCUUUCGCCGUCACCCCGGGCCAGGGAGUCCUGGAGCCCCACCAGGUUGCCCAGUUCCUGCUCACCUUCAAGCCCCCAGAGCCCCAAGAAUACCACAGUGUGCUGCAGAUGGUGCUGGAGGACGCCGUCAGGCCCCCCGGCCCAGAGGACAGCAUGGCCAUCGCCCUGGAGAUCGAGGCAAAGGGGUCAGCGGAGCCGCCAGAGGUGGUCCUGGAGCCGAGUGCCAUCCUUAUCCCCGGGGCCAGCUUCACCGGCACCAGUAUCCGGAGGAUCUUUCAGAUAUGGAACACCAGCCAAUCUGCCAUCAGCUUCUCCUGGGAGAGUGUCACCGUCGACCACAUCAUCGAGGUGACACCAUGCACCGGCACCCUAGAAGCCAAUGGCCGCUGCGACCUGGAGUUGCACUUGACCGGCAAGAACCCAGGCGUCAUCAGCGUCAGCCUGCGCUGCACUAUUGAGCAUUCGCCGCAGCCAGCGGUCCUGCACAUCCAAGCCACCUUCCAGGGUCCUGCUCUCACGGUCAACGUAGCGGCCCUCAAUCUGGGUCUGCUUAGGGCAGGCGACGUGACAGUCAGCACUCUGUGGAUCGAAAACCGCAGCCCACUGCCCGCCUUGUGGCAGCUUCAAGAGAGCCAGCAGUGCCUGCAGGACCGGGGCGAGGAGGAGUCCCCGUUCAACGUCGAGCCUCCUGGUGGUGAGAUCGGCCCUCUGGGGGAGUGUCGUGUGUCUGUCCUGUUCACGGCUUCCCGCUGCCAGCGCCUGCACACCGUUCUGGUUCUGAGCGUGGAGGGUGGAAACCCGAGCCACAUCCUCGUGUCUGCCGAGGUCCAGCACCCCAUCGUGAGCCUGCUGUCCAGCUCCCUAGUGUUCCGGGACCUUUAUUUCGGCGUGCCCGCCCAGGCCACUGUCCAGCUCGCCAACCACAGUCUCCUGCCGGCCAGAUUCCAGUGGGGGCAGCUACUUGGGAGCCAGGCCUCCCUGUGCUGUGCCAUGGUGCACCCCACCAAGGGCCUUCUGGGCCCCAGGGAAGAGAAGGAGCUGCAGGUGGAGUUGACAGCCCACACCUUGGAGGAGCUGUGUCAACUGGGUCUGCCCUGCCAUGUGUCAGGGAUGGGGGAACCCCUCAUCCUGUCCAUUUCGGGGAGAGCACAAGGGCUGCACGUGAGGCUGUCAGUGCCUGGGGACCCUGCACAGAGUGGCAGCGAGCAGCUACCUGGGAGCCCACCCCCCCUCCAGCUGGAUUUUGGGUCCGAUGUGGUGCUCGGGAGCCCGAUGAAGCGCCAGUUGCUUUUGACGAAUGACUCGGCCAUCGCAGCUCCGUUCACCCUGGUGCUGGAGUACUUCGGGGGGGCCCCCCUGGCCUCGGUCCCACCCUCGCCUAAAUGCAGACUACCGGCCCUGAUGACCUCGCGGCUGGCGGAGGCCCUGGCCAGGAAGGAGAAGCAGGCCUUCGAGGAAGCAGUUCUGUCUCAGGGGAAAGGUGCAGCUUUCUGGGUGCAGCCAGCACAGGGGACUCUGGGUCCCUUCGAGCAGCUCUGCGUGGACAUCACAGCCUACAGCAACAUGUGGGGAGCCUAUAGCGACAUCCUGGUUUGUAGGGUGGGAGACCUGCCAGCCACAGUGGUCCCUGUGAGGAUGGGUGUGGUGGGCUGCCCGAUCUCGCUGCAGAUGGCCGGGCCGCAGCAUGGAGAACAGGCCAGGGUUCCGACCAUCAUCAGAUUUGGGACCCAAGUGUCCGGGGGGAACAAAGUCUCCCGUGCUGUGCGGCUGAAUAACUCCAGUCCCUGCGAGAUCCGCAUGGACUGGGAGACCUACAGCCCCGAGGAAGACAAGGCCAAACUCCUGGACCUGCUGCUUUUUGCCGGGACGCCCUUCCCCCUGCACCACCAUGACGGCAGCGAGGUCCUACCUAGCGAUGGAUGCCCUGAGGCCUGGGGCCCCGGUGACCGGGGCCACCCAACAACCAUCCCGGGAUCCAUCCCGCCUGGACCGCCUCCAAGCACAGCAGAAGGGAGUGAUGCUGCAGGCCCCCCGAGGCCUGAGCCGGCCCAGAAGCUUCUAUCCCUCGUGCUGCAACCCCGGGAGGGCAUCCCCUCAGCCUACCCCUACAACGUCACUCCUCGGCAAAUGACGAUUCCUGCCAGGGGCAGUGCCACGAUCCACCUGUCCUUCACCCCCCUGCUCCCACCCGAGGUCCUGUGCAGAGUGCCCUGUCCAGGGUUUGCUCUAGGCUACCUGAGCCUGGACCGUAAGGUUGACCAGGAAGUCCCCGGGAAAGUGAAACGCCUGCAAGAUUUUGCCGUGGGUCCCCUGAGGAUUGACUUGCAAGCCUUUGUCAAACCUGCUCUGUUGAAAGUGGACGGAGACAGCAAUGGGGGCCUGCAGUUCCGCUGUACCGCCAGCGAGCUGAUCCCGGACUCCCUGCUCUCCCGAAUCCUGACCGAAGCGGUGACCCUCCGCCGCCUGAAGCUCUCCAACAGCAGUGAUUCCCCACUCUGCUUCCGCCUCCUCCUGGUUGCCCCCUUCUCCGUCUGGGCGACUGACCCCCCUGGGGCCCAAGUCCCAGCCAGCGGCACAGACCCCCUGCCACCGGGCGAGCUGCUCCUGGCCCCGGGGCAGAACAUGCUGGUGACACUGGCCUUCACAACCUCGCUGAAGCUACUGGAGCAGCAGAGCCUUCCCGCUGACCGCCGGCACCCCGGGGUCCAAAUGCUGCAGGCCGCGGAUGGUGAGAAAUGGCUGGAUGUGAGCGACAACCUGGUCCUGGAUUUCGGGAACCAAUCCCAGCAGUUCGUGCCCCUGCUGGCGUCGGUCACCGUUCCACUGCUGCAGCUCUCCACUAGCAGCGUGGACUUUGGGACGUGCUUCGUGGGCCAGCCGCGGAGCCGAGACAUCUUCCUAAUGAACCACAGCAGCUGUCGGAGCUACUGGACGGCGGUUCUGGAUCAGCAAGGGCGACACAGCAAGAGGCUCGCCUUUGGGGUCUCCCCUGGCCAUGGCAGCAUCGCGGCCCGCCACCCCUGCGGACCCCCAUCCAUGGCCACGCUGCAGAUGCUCUUCACUGCCAGGUACAAUGGGGAGCACGAAGCCACCGUGACCAUUCAUGGGAUGCUGGGAGAGGAGCCUUGUACCGUGAGCCUCCGGGGUCAGGGCUCAUUUGAUGAGAAAUUCCAGGCCAAGCACCAGGUCUGAGUGCCAGGCUGGGCGGGAGCCAUGGCAAGAGUGGGUGUCAGGACCGAGUGGGUGGCCGAGAAUUAAACAGCCCUGCUGAAA
Molecule: messenger RNA, 5164 nt
Organism: Tachyglossus aculeatus (Australian echidna)
Lineage: Eukaryota; Metazoa; Chordata; Mammalia; Monotremata; Tachyglossidae
Gene: DLEC1
Product: DLEC1 cilia and flagella associated protein
Exons: 38
Coding region: 38-5083 (1681 amino acids)
Biological process (GO): negative regulation of cell population proliferation
Source: RefSeq, a predicted model, not a curated record